AUGGCUGAAGAAACGAUAAUGAUAGAACCUGGAAGAACUAAGAGGAAAUUUGUUAAAAAGCAAGGCCGUAAGAUGUCAAGUAAGAAAACAAAAGUGAGGCCACCACCGCAUGGACAGAAGAAAGUUAAAAUUGACCAAAAAAUGAAGAAACUCUUCCGCAAGCGAGCACGAGAGUAUAAUUCUGAUGAUGAAGAAGAUGAGGCCACUGUCCCUGCUGCCUCAGAGACUAGAAUUCUGACAUCUAUCACCAAUAAAAGAAUGAAGGAGGUUGACGUAGAGGGCGAGGAUCACUCUGAAGACGAGGGAGCUGCAGGACCACCGAAAACAUUGAAUAAGAGUGCUACUGAUAUGAAUGAUCAUAGCUCUGAUGAUGAAGGAGAAGAUGAUAAUGAAAUUCAGCCAGGAAUUACAAAAUUCACUGAAGGAUGCAGAGCAUUCAAGAUGGCUUUUAGGAAUAUUACAAAGAAGAGUGUUCCUGAUGACAUGUUGGGUCCAAUAUUGUCUGGGCACAAGAAGCUUGUUAUAGACAAACUUGCAGAAGAGGAAGCUGAACGCAAGGUCAAGGGAGAGGCCAAAAAGGAAAAGCAGAUGAUAGCAGAAAAGGGGCAUGUCAAACCUGCUGCUUACUUGGACUCGCAUGAAAAGUUUCUAAUUAGUGUUGCUACAAAAGGAGUGGUCAAGUUGUUCAAUGCUGUCAAUAAGGCACAAACUGCGCACAAAGGGUUGAAUCCCUCAAGGACUAAGGAUGCAAAAGAGAUACGAAAACGGACCAAACAAGUCUUCUUUUCAGAGUUGGGGAAACCAUCAUUGCCUGCAAUUGGCACCACUACAAAGGCUAAUGAAGGCACAGGCAAGGUAGAAGAUGAACAGCCUGCUUGGGCUCCACUACGAGAUAAUUAUAUGCUGACAAGUUCAAGAAUAAAGGAUUGGGACAAAAUGCCUCUAAAGAGGAGAGAUCUGAGCGAAGGAAAAGAGGAAGAUCCAGUCAAGAUGAUGACCGGAAAAUAUACUUCCAUUGACGCGCAGCAAGUUCAGGGAUCUGUUCCUUCCGUUCCAGAUUCACGGCACGUCAGCGUCAAUUUCGCAGAUUCCAAUCUUCAGACAUUUCCUCCUUCUGGAUCGCAGGGCAAGAUUACCGCUGCUUCUGGGCCUCCUCGUGAUGCCGAUGAUUCAUUUUCAAAACCUAUAUCUGGUUCUGAUGAAACCCAGCAGGGCGGUUGGUUUCGGACUUUUACACUUGCCGCUUACAAACCGUAUUUUGAUGUGGACUCUUCAGAUGUUCUGGAGAGGAUUAUAGACUCACUAUUUCCAUUUAGAGGAUCUUUUAAUGAAAAAACUGCUACCAACCCUGAUUUGUAUGGUCCAUUCUGGAUUUGCACUACGUUAAUAUUUGUAGCAGCAUCUAUUGGCACCUUUGUGACAUAUAUAGCACACAAGCUGAAGAGCAAGGAAUGGAAUUAUGACAUAAAUCUGGUGACUUGGUCUGCUGGUUUAUUUUAUGGCUACGUCACCAUAGUUCCACUUUGCCUGUAUGUAAUCCUCAAAUACUUAUCUGCACCGGCGGGCCUUGUGCAACUAUUCUGUCUAUAUGGGUAUUCCCUGUUUGUCUUUAUUCCGGCUCUGUGUAUGUCCAUUGUGCCACUGGAUAUAUUUAGAUGGGUGGUUGCAGGUGUGGCCGGGUUCAUGUCAGCAACAUUUGUGGCACUUAAUCUCCGGGCACAUAUCAAAUCAGCAGGUGAAAGAUGGUUCUUGAUUGUUGCUGGCAUAUUUCUGUUGCAGCUGGCUCUGGCUGUUGUACUAAAGAUUUACCUCUUCACAGUAACGGUUUAA
Sphenostylis stenocarpa is the source of this 1830-nucleotide messenger RNA. NCBI's taxonomy places the organism in Eukaryota, Viridiplantae, Streptophyta, Magnoliopsida, Fabales, Fabaceae. The record is from the annotation of a GenBank genome assembly.